Messenger RNA from Tachyglossus aculeatus (Australian echidna), 1569 nucleotides. It is a transcript of the gene BCL3, whose product is annotated as BCL3 transcription coactivator. The transcript is spliced from 9 exons. Bases 78 to 1484 code for a protein of 468 amino acids. The record is from RefSeq and is a predicted model, not a curated record. Gene Ontology annotation, molecular function: protein binding. NCBI's taxonomy places the organism in Eukaryota, Metazoa, Chordata, Mammalia, Monotremata, Tachyglossidae.
AGGUGUCUGCGCCCAAGGCGGAGAAUGCAGAUGCCCAGUCUGUGCCGCUGACCCUGCUCCGCCCGCCCCCUUCCCCGAUGACCCUGGAGGAGCCGCCCCCCGCUGGGGAGAUGGAGGAAGAGGGGCCCGUAGACCUGCGGACCCGGGGCAAGGCGGCCACUGCCACAAAUCAGGCCCAGCGCCGAGCUCCCCCGGAGGCCUCACUGCCCCUGAGGAAAAGGCCCUACCGGAACCCCGAGACCCCAGCCCCUGCCGCAGAGAAAGCUCCUAGGAUGGAGGGAGGCAGUGCUGCUUCGGGGUUGGCGACCGAGGGGGCCAUCUGGACGCCCAGUCCCGGCCUGAGCAUGGCACGACCCCCGGCUCUCUACUUACCAGGCUCCUUCCCAGCCCCAGCGCUGCCCUUCUACCCUCCAGCUCUGACUGGAUCAUUGUCCCUGUUGGGCUUCCCACCACCCCCCUUCUCCCUGAUCUGCCCCCUGGAGUACCCGCUGGCCUCUGACAUCGCCAUGGCAACCCGGGCUGAUGAGGAUGGAGAUACGCCUCUCCACAUCGCUGUGGUCCAGGGCAACCUCCCGGCCGUUCAGCGCCUCGUCGACCUCUUCCUGCAGGGAAGGAGGGACUUGGACGUCUACAAUCACCUGCGGCAGACCCCGCUUCACCUGGCUGUGAUCACCACGCUCCCCUCAGUGGUGCGGCUGCUGCUGUCGAGGGGCGCUAGCCCCAUGGCUUUGGACCGGCACGGCCAGACAGCGGCACACCUGGCCUGCGAGCACCGGAGCCCGAGCUGCCUGCGGGCCCUGCUGGAAGGGGCUGCGCCGGGGGCCGUGGGGCUGGAGGCCCGAAACUAUGAGGGUCUGACCCCACUGCACGUGGCGGUGAACACAGAGGAUCCAGAAACCGUGUUGUACCUGCUGGAGAGGGGCGCGGACAUAGAUGCUGUGGACAUCAAAAGCGGCCGCUCCCCUUUAAUCCACGCUGUGGAGAAUAACAGCCUCAGCAUGGUGACUCUGCUGCUUCAGCACGGUGCCAACGUGAACGCGCAGAUGUACUCGGGCAGCUCAGCACUGCACUCGGCCUCAGGCCGGGGUCUCCUGCCACUCGUGCGGACCCUGGUGCGGAGCGGGGCAGACAGCGGCCUCAAGAACUGCCACAACGACACCCCCCUCAUGGUGGCCAGGAACCGUCGGGUCAUUGACAUCCUGAGAGGGAAAGCUGCUCGCCCUGCCCCCCCCGGCCCCCCCGAGGGGCUUUCGCCAGAGCAGAGCUGCCCCCACUCCCCCGAGAGUGGCAGCCGCCUCAGCCCCAACGGUCCCCUCUCAACGUCUCCAUCGUCCUCACCCCCACGUUCGCCACUCGGUCCCCCCGACGGCCCCCCUGGUUCUUACCACCUCUACCUGCCCCGGUCGCCCUCUCCCCUGAGCCUGCUUCCCUUCCCCGGGGUGCGCUACCCCCCGCUCCCUUCCCCUGCCCAAGAUGGGAGCUGAUGAGGGGUCCGGGGCGCCGAAAAGCUGUGAAGGCCUCGCCCCCUUCCCCGCCUGUCCUCCUCUUGGCUCAGGGUGCUCUGUCUCC